Callithrix jacchus (white-tufted-ear marmoset) is the source of this 4170-nucleotide messenger RNA. RefSeq names its product microtubule associated protein 1S (gene MAP1S). Gene Ontology annotation, cellular component: dendrite; cytosol; neuronal cell body. Gene Ontology annotation, biological process: regulation of microtubule depolymerization; axonogenesis; dendrite development. The record is from RefSeq and is a predicted model, not a curated record. Lineage: Eukaryota; Metazoa; Chordata; Mammalia; Primates; Cebidae. Gene Ontology annotation, molecular function: actin binding; microtubule binding.
GUACCCGCGGGGGAAGUGGCAUCGGGGCCUGGGCUGGGCAGGGCUGCCCCGCCCCAACUCCGGGUGAAAAUCGGGGAGGGGUCACGGGUCACGGGCCUAGGCGUGGGGACCCGCGCAGUUGGGCCAUUGCUCCGCUUCCCGCCUGGCUGGCCCGCCCAGGGGGCGGGCUUGGGGACGCUUUGGGUCUUAGGUUUUAGCAGCUUAGAGAGCUAACGAAGGGAGAAGCAGAUUUGGGGGAGGCUGGCCUGGAGCCCCGGGGCCCGCUUUCUGUUGCAGCACAAGGAGCUGCUAAUUGGGGUGUGGGUGGGUGCGGCUUGCCCGGGGGAUUUAGCACUUAGGGAGGUGAGUCAUAGGUGCACCUGCCCGGUUCACCUGCAGCCACUUGGCACACUGGGACUGGCACAGUGGGACUUGCGGGCAUGAUGCGCCCGUGGGUGGAGAUGGGUGUUCAUCCCCCAUUCCUUGGAGAAUCUGGACCUGCGUGUUUCAUUGAUUGUAAAAUGUGACAGGAACGCGCACCUCGCUUCAUGUGCUUGGGGAGUGUUUAGUGAGCACCUGCUAUGCGCCAGGCAGUGGGCACAGGGACAUGGCUGGGAUGAUAGACAGAUUCAGCCCUGCCAGCACAGGUUUGGUGGGGGGGAUGGAUCCAAAGCAAAUGAGGAGAUAGAACAAGCUUCCAGCUCACAUGGUGUCAGGAGGGAUCAGAAGUCUGCAAGGGGCUGAGGGGACAGCCAGUCUUAGCACCUGAAGGUGAUAAGGGGGAAGGGCCCCUGGGCCAGUAGGAACAGGUGGGGGUGGCAGGGGGAUGGGCUUCCAGGCAGAAGGAACAGCUGUUGCAAAGGCGGUGAGUGGAAACGGGCCUGGCAGGGCAUAGGAGCAGCAAGGAGGUGGAGAUGGAGGAGGUGGAGGCUUGGUUGCUGAGUCUUAUCUGUAAAAUGAUGAGGUGUGCUCUGGGUCUCCUGGCUCAGCGGCAUCGAGACCUGAAGGUGUUGGGUACUUCUGAGUCUCCAAGCUGCAUCCGGUCUUGGGAUGUGGAUCCAGGCAUCUGCAACCUUGAUGAACAGCUCAAGGUCUUUGUGUCCCGACACUCUGCCACCUUCUCCAGCAUCGUGAAAGGCCAGCGGAGCUUGCACCACCGUGGCGAUACCCUGGAGACCCUGGUCCUCCUGAACCCAUCAGACAAGUCCCUGUGUGAUGAGCUCCGGAACCUUCUGUUGGACCCUGCUUCUCACAAGCUGCUGGUGUUGGCUGGGCCCUGCCUGGAGGAGACGGGGGAGCUGCUGCUACAGACAGGGGGCUUCUCGCCCCACCACUUCCUCCAGGUCCUGAAGGACAGAGAGAUCUGGGACAUCCUGGCCACCAUGCCCCCACCUGCACAGCCACCAGUACUCACCAUCACGUGCCCAACCUUCGGAGAUUGGGCCCAGCUGGCACCUGCUGUACCCGACCUCCAGGGGGCGCUCCAGCUGCGGCUGAACCCCCCGGCGCACCUGCCCAACUCUGAGGGCCUGUGUGAGUUCCUGGAGUACGUGGCAGAGUCUCUGGAGCCGCCGUCCCCCUUCGAGCUGCUGGAGCCCCCCACCACCGGGGGUUUCCUCAGGCUGGGCCGGCCCUGCUGCUACAUCUUCCCUGGAGGCCUCGGGGAUGCCGCCUUCUUUGCUGUCAAUGGCUUCACCGUGCUGGUCAAUGGUGGCUCGAACCCCAAGUCCAGCUUUUGGAAGCUGGUGCGGCACCUGGACCGCGUGGAUGCCGUGCUCGUGACCCACCCGGGCGCCGACAGCCUCCCCGGCCUCAACAGCCUGCUGCGGCGCAAACUGGCCGAGCGCUCCGAGGUGGCUGCUGGUGGGGGCUCCUGGGACGACAGGCUGCGCAGGCUCAUCUCCCCCAACCUGGGGGUGGUGUUCUUCAACGCCUGCGAGGCCGCAUCGCGGUUGGCGCGCGGCGAGGACGAGGCGGAGCUGGCACUGAGCCUCCUGGCACAGCUGGGCAUUACGCCCCUGCCCCUCAGCCGCGGCCCCGUGCCGGCCAAGCCAACCGUGCUCUUUGAGAAGAUGGGCGUGGGCCGGCUGGACAUGUACGUGCUGCACCCGCCCUCCACUGGCGCCGAGCGCACGCUGGCCUCCGUGUGCGCCCUGCUGGUGUGGCACCCUGCGGGCCCCGGUGAGAAGGUGGUGCGCGUGCUGUUUCCCGGCUGCACCCCGCCCGCCUGCCUCCUGGAUGGCCUCCUCCGCCUGCAGCACUUGAAGUUCCUGCGAGAGCCUGUGGUGACACCCCAGGACCUGGAGGGGCUGCGGCGAGCUGAGAGCAAAGAGAGCGUGGGCUCCCGAGACAGCUCGAAGAGAGAGGGUAUGCCCGCCGCCCACCCUAGACCUGUCCUAGAGCGCCCUGGGGUGGCCCGGAAGGAGCCAGCACGGGCUGAAGCCCUGCGCAAGACUGAGAAGGAAGCCAAGACCUCCCGGGAGGUGAAGAAGGACCCCAAGCCGAGUGUGCCCCGGCCCCAGCCUCGGGAGGUGCGCCGUGCAACCUCUUCUGUGCCCAGCCUCAAGAAGACUGGUGCCCAGGCAGCACUCAAGCCCCGCAAAGCACCCAGCACAGCGCCGAGCACAUCACACUCUGGCUUCCCGCCUGUGGCAAAUGGACCUCGUAGCCCACCUGGCUUCCGAUGUGGAGAGGCCAGCCCCCCAAAUGUGGCAGGUGGCUCGCCCGCCUCCCAGCUGGUGGCCACGCCCAGCCUGGAGCUGGGGCCCAACCCUCCUCCAGCUGGGGAGGAGAAGGCGCUCGAGCUGCCACUGGCUGCCAGCUCGAUCCCGAGGCCACGCACACCCUCCCCUGAGUCUCGCCGGAGCCCCGCGGAGGGCAGCGGGCGGCUGUCGCUGAGCCCACUGCGGGGUGGGGAGGCUGGGCCUGAUGCCUCCCCCACAGUGACCACGCCCACGGUGACCACGCCCUCACUGCCCGCAGAGGUGGGCUCCCCGCACUCCACAGAAGUAGACGAGUCCCUGUCUGUGUCCUUUGAGCAGGUGCUGCCGCCAUCCGCCCCCACCAGUGAGGCUGGGCUGAGCCUCCCGCUGCGUGGCCCCAGGGCUCGGCGCUCGGCCUCCCCACACGAUGUGGACCUGUGCCUAGUGUCACCCUGUGAGUUUGAGCAUCGAAAGGCGGUGCCCAUGGCGCCAGCCCCUGCGUCCCCUGGCAGCUCCAACGACAGCAGCGCCCGGUCACAGGAGCGGGCAGGUGGGCUGGGGGUUGAGGAGACGCCACCCACGUCAGUCAGCGAGUCCCUGCCCACGCUGUCUGACUCAGACCCUGUGCCCCUGGCUCCCGGUGCCGCAGACUCGGAUGAGGACACAGAGGCCUUUGGAGUCCCUCGCCAUGACCCUUUGCCUGACCCCCUCAAGGUCCCCCCACCACUGCCUGACCCAUCCAGUAUCUGCAUGGUGGACCCAGAGAUGCUGCCCCCCAAGACAGCGAGGCAGACGGAGAACGUGGGCCGCACCCGGAAGCUGCUGACGCGCCCCACCUCACGUGCUGCCACCCCCAAAGCCACUCCAGUGGCUGCUGCCAAAACCAAGGGCCUUGCUGGUGGGGACCGGGCCAGCAGGCCACUCAGUGCCCGGAGUGAGCCCAGUGAGAAGGGAGGCCGAGCACCCCUGUCCAGAAAGUCCUCAGCCCCCAGGACUGCCACUCGAGGCCCACUGGGGUCAGCCAGCAGCCGGCCCGGGGCAUCAGCCACCCCUGCCAAGUCCCCGGUCUACCUGGACCUGGCCUAUCUGCCCAGCGGAAGCAGCGCCCACCUGGUGGACGAGGAGUUCUUCCAGCGCGUGCGCGCGCUCUGCUACGUCAUCAGUGGCCAGGACCAGCGCAAGGAGGAGGGCAUGCGGGCCGUCCUGGACGCGCUGCUGGCCAGCAAACAGCAGUGGGACCGUGACCUGCAGGUGACCCUGAUCCCCACCUUCGACUCGGCGGCCAUGCACACGUGGUAUGCGGAGACGCACGCGCGGCACCAGGCGCUAGGCAUCACAGUCCUGGGUAGUAACAGCAUGGUGUCCAUGCAGGACGACGCCUUCCCCGCCUGCAAGGUGGAGUUCUAGCUGCCACCCACACGCCCCACACCCACCACCCGCCCUGCCCCUAGACUCAGCCACAUCAGAAAUAAACCAUGAUUGCACUUGC